This is a messenger RNA of Lentinula edodes (shiitake mushroom), 300 nucleotides long. RefSeq lists its product as uncharacterized. The transcript has 2 exons. NCBI's taxonomy places the organism in Eukaryota, Fungi, Basidiomycota, Agaricomycetes, Agaricales, Omphalotaceae. The record is from RefSeq and is a predicted model, not a curated record. The coding region runs from base 1 to 300 and encodes 99 amino acids.
AUGAUACCUGGCCCUUCAUCUCAUUAUAUCCAUCCCGGUACCACAAUAGGACCUUCUCCAGUACUAUAUCACUACCGCAACCCUCUCACACAACAGACCGUUGUUUCUCUUUUACCCCCAGAUCACCCCGAGAUGAUAUGCCUCCAAUCUGGGGAGCAUAUUACCCAGACGCAUUUCGGUAUCCUUGGCAUCCUUGCUGCGGUUUUUUGGUUUCCUCUUGGUGUCGGUCUCUGCCUCUUGGAUCGCAGAGUGAAAUGCAGACGUUGCGGACAGGUGAUUGAAGAUGGUAUGUGCGCUUAG